AUGUCCCUGGAAAAGCACACCCCGGAGGCUGAGUUGCUGCCAGAUCGUCCUGCUCGGCCAGGGCGUCCUCGCACCGGCGCGCAUUUGAAACCGUACGUCGACAUGAUCAUGACCGAGUUCCAUGACAGGCGGUUUCAGCGGAGGAGGUCCCUGUAUCAGAAGCGGGAUCUACAGGAUCGCGUUGCGAGGAACUCGUGGGUCGGGCCGCCGUCGGAGACAAUCUACGGCGGCAUCUCCGUAUCUUCCACCGACAAAAAUGAAGUCGUAAUCUCCCUCGCAAUCCGCGACACAACCUACUUCCUCGAUUUCUCCGAACACCACUUUCCCGUCGAUGAAUCCUUCCAUCCGACCGCAGACGUCAUCACCGACUUUGUCAUCCUCGAGCUGUGCCGGUAUGAGCACGAACACCUCGAGAAGUUUCUAGGCAUUGCGCUGCCGAAAGAUCUGGCGGAGCGUUGCCCGCACUUGUGUCCGCGGCUAUGGCAUGAGCUGGAUAUCGUGCCCCUGGUCCUGCAUGGCAAGGGCGUGCAUAGUGUUGGCUGGAUUAAUCGGGAGUUUUGGAAUUCGAAGACGUUGGAUGAGCAGGCGGAGUCUGUGGCCAGGAAAUGUAUUACCUUCUUCGGUCCUAAUAAGGCACCACUGCUGCAAGUGGGGUAUCGGGGAUGCGUCGAGGUCGAUUGUGGUUUUCAUGCCGUUCUGGCUACGCUGUCGGAUUACGAGACGACUGUUGGCGGUCGAACAUGGAAUUCUGUCAUGAAAUAUGCGAAUGACUUGAAGGAUCGUAAGAUUAGAGUAGCAUUUUUCAGCAGCACACCGCAGGGCGGAGGUGUGGCGUUGAUGAGGCAUGCACUCGUUAGGUUUGCAGAGGCAUUGGGAGCGAAUAUCAAAUGGUACGUUCCCCGCCCUCGACCGGCGGUCUUCCGAAUCACAAAAACGAACCACAACAUCAUGCAAGGCGUCUCUAAGCCGGACGAACGCCUCACGGAAGAAAACAAAGCCGCCCUCACAGACUGGAUAGUCGGUAACGCAAAGCGCUACUGGCUCGUCAAGGGUGGACCUCUGAGUCCUCCCAGCGAGGGCGGGGCGGACGUCAUCGUCAUCGAUGACCCGCAGAUGCCCGGCCUAAUCCCGUUGAUCAAAGAACUCACGCCCAUGCGGCCUGUCAUCUACCGUAGCCACAUACAGAUCCGCAGUGACCUGAUUGAGGACCCUACGUCCCCACAGGCUGAGGCAUGGAAUUACUUUUGGGACAGUAUCAAGUAUGCGGAUUUAUUUAUCAGCCAUCCUGUCAAGAGCUUUGUGCCGAGUAUGGUGCCCCCGGAGAUUGUGGGGUAUUUGCCAGCAACAACGGAUUGGCUUGAUGGAUUGAACAAGCCUAUGGACGAUUUCGAUAUUGGAUAUUAUGGACGUCUUUUCAAUGCGAGAUGUCGCGAGAUCGGCAUGACCACCAUUGACUAUCCGGACGAUGAAUACAUCGUCCAAAUCGCCCGCUUCGACCCAUCAAAGGGCAUCUUCGACGUCCUCGUCUCCUACGAGAAAUUCCGCGCCUUACUUUCCGAAGCCCGACCAGAAGACAAGCCACCCAAAUUGCUAAUCUGCGGUCACGGCUCCGUCGAUGACCCGGACGGCAGCAUCAUCUACGACGCCGUCAUUGAGUACAUAGAUGGGAAACUCCCGCACCUCAAAUCGUCCAUCUGCAUCAUGCACAUCCCUCCUCAAGAUCAGAUCCUCAACGCCCUCCUCUCCAAAGCUCGCAUAGCCCUCCAACUCUCCACCCGCGAAGGUUUCGAAGUAAAAGUCUCCGAAGCCCUGCACAAAGGCAAACCAGUCAUUGCAACCCUAGCCGGCGGCAUCCCGCUGCAAGUUCAAGAUGGCAAGAACGGCUUCCUGGUCGAGGUGGGGGAUACGGAUGCCGUGUCGCGGCAUUUGUUUGAGCUGUGGACGAAUGACGAGUUGUAUUAUCGGCUGAGCGGGUGGGCGGCAGAUAGUGUUAGUGAUGAAGUUAGUACGGUGGGCAAUGCGUUGUCAUGGCUUUAUUUGGCGAGUGAGAUGUCGAAGGGGAAGGUUGUUAAGCCCAAUGGUAGGUGGAUUAAUGAUAUGGCGAGGGAGGAGGCGAAGGAGCCGUAUGGGCGGAAGGAGAAUCAGUUGAAGAGGUCGUUAGGGUAG
Messenger RNA from Paracoccidioides brasiliensis Pb18, 2166 nucleotides. RefSeq lists its product as uncharacterized. The record is from RefSeq and is a predicted model, not a curated record. The transcript is spliced from 6 exons. Gene Ontology annotation, molecular function: glycosyltransferase activity. The coding region runs from base 1 to 2166 and encodes 721 amino acids.